This is a messenger RNA of Passer montanus (Eurasian tree sparrow), 3540 nucleotides long. It is a transcript of the gene SNRNP35, whose product is annotated as small nuclear ribonucleoprotein U11/U12 subunit 35. NCBI's taxonomy places the organism in Eukaryota, Metazoa, Chordata, Aves, Passeriformes, Passeridae. Gene Ontology annotation, biological process: mRNA splicing, via spliceosome. The transcript has 3 exons. Gene Ontology annotation, cellular component: U12-type spliceosomal complex; precatalytic spliceosome. The coding region runs from base 899 to 1690 and encodes 263 amino acids. Gene Ontology annotation, molecular function: snRNA binding; mRNA binding. The record is from RefSeq and is a predicted model, not a curated record.
UAAAUGGUUUUGUUUAUUUUUUGUGGGUUUGUGCAGAGUGUGACGGUGCAUGAGUUAGACCUCUCACUGGACAUGGGUGAAUGAGUGUUCACAGGACAGGGAUGGCAGCUUGCCUCUUGCUUGUACUGAACUGAAAAUAAUGAAUUAUUAUCCCUGAAUACAGCAAUGUAAUGGUGCCAGGGUUAUGCUUAGAACACUAAAAAAGUAACAAGAUGACUUCACAGAGAAAAAAAUGGCAAAUCAUAAUGGGGGUGAAAGGGAAGUGUAAUCACACUUGGAUUUGCAGAAGUCCAAGGGCAGGAGGAUGGUGUGGACACAAACGGUGAAUUUCUGCAGGGGUGGAUGUGUGGUACCUCCAGCGCAGCCACCCAGGCUCACAGCAGGCCUGGGCACAGAUGGGAGAUUCCCAGCUCCCCUGCAAGGCAGGUGCCUGUUCCUCUUUCCACCCUACAGAGGAGAGAAGAAAGGCUUUGCCUCAGCUCUAAGAUUUUGCCAUCUCACUUUGGUGUUUCUACACUCCAGAAGCUGGAACCGCCUACUCCAGACAACAGUUUCGGUUUGACCAAAGGGUGUUUUCCCUGCCUGGAACAGGGUGAGAUUUUCCCAGCCUGCACACUCAGUGUUUUCACAGCGUGUCCUGAGCUGACCUCAGUCACUUGGAGAGCUCAGUGGAUCACAGCCUGUGACUGCAGUAGCUGCAGGCGGAGAGUAGCCAAGCAACACUCAACUGGAUUGGGAAAUAAAAACACAGAGCACUUCAAAACUGGUGUGACACCAGGCAUGGGGUCAGUGUCACACCCCCGUGGGAGCGAAGGACCGGAGAUCAAUCAGCAUCGUGCUGUAGGAGGAAGGAAACUUUGCCUGCAGCUGAGCUGGAAACCCCCCGUGCUCUUUGGCAAUGGCUGACUGGGCCCCCAUCGCGAAGGAGUACGACCCCCUCAAGGCUGGCAGCAUCGAUGGCACGGACGAGGAGCCCCACGACCGGGCCAUAUGGCGGGCGAUGCUGGCGCGGUACGUACCCAACAAGGGCGUCACGGGAGACCCUCACCUCACCCUCUUCGUGGCCAGGCUCAAUCUUCAGACCACAGAAGAGAAGCUAAAGGAGGUUUUUUCCCGCUAUGGAGACAUCAGAAAGAUCCGUCUGGUUCGAGACCUGGUCACGGGGUUUUCCAAGGGUUAUGCGUUUAUUGAGUACAAAGAGGAGCGUGCGCUGCUGAAGGCCCACAGAGAUGCCAACAGGCUGGUCAUCGACCAGCAUGAGAUCUUUGUAGACUUUGAACUGGAAAGAACUCUCAAAGGAUGGAUUCCCCGGAGGCUUGGGGGUGGGUUUGGAGGCAAAAAAGAAUCCGGGCAGCUGCGGUUCGGAGGACGGGACAGACCUUUCCGAAAGCCCAUCAAUUUGCCAAACAUGAAGAACGAUUUCUAUGGAGAAGGAUCAUCAGAGAAAAGAAACUGGUCUCGUGAGGGAACGAGGGACUGGAGAACGAGGGACCGGGACCACGAGAGGAGCAGGGACAAACGCUGGCCUGAAAGGGAGAGGUCGUGGGCUUGGGGUGACAGUGAGAGAGACUCCAAAGAGGAGAGGAGCAGGGGGAGGGAAAGGAAGGACAGAGACAGGAGGGACAGGGAUAGAGACCGCAGCAGGGACAGAGACACCAAGAAGCAGAGAGAUGAUGAUAAGCACCGAUAGGUGACCGUGCCUUGUCCUUGGGGCUGUGACAGCACUCCCAGAGCAAGCUGUGGUGCUGCACCUUGUGCCUGUGACUCUGCUGCCAGCAGCUCUCUAUGGUUUGGUUCCUGCUGCAGUUCAGAUGUGUGUUGGAUUGUUCUUUAGAGAAAAUAAAUUUUGUAUUAUUGUUUUUGAACUGGUGACUGCUGUAAGAAAUGCACCGUGUGUAGAGCAUCCCCCUCAGCUGAGCACACACCUUGUCUGGCUGCCUGGGUGAGGAGUUAUCUGUGUGCCAGGUGUCCACAUUUGUUAUGAAACAGUCCCUGCUGGAGACACAAGAAUGGAAUAGCAAACUUCUGUGCCCCAAAACAGAAGCUGAUGGGAUGUGGCUUCAUUUUUGUGAAGACACUGGGACAAGCAAGACCUUUAUUGAUACUGUGUCCUUAACUAGUUCUGCCAGGUGAGAGAGAAACAUGGAACCAAUCCACUGUCUGUGACAUGGGAGGAUGAAGCUCCUUUGUGCAGAGGAACGUGCACCUCAGGACAGUGAGCACGUCCUGAAAUGCCUCUUGUUCCUGAUGAAUCCAUGGAGAGUCACUGAAGGAGGGUGUCAUGGGUAAAUGUGGUUGCAGCUGCAUCCACUGUGUCCUCACCCUUCUACACAGGGUUUAAAUCCAUUCUGGAAACUGGGCUUGCUGCUGGGUGUAGCUCAAUGGGGGAAAAAGGGCUAAAUAUCUUUUUCAGGACUAGAUGUGUGAAUACAGACACACCUCUUCCAUUCAGGAGCUUACUGUACUUUCUAGAAAAGGUUCUGUCACAUUCUUUGUCAUCAUAAGCCAUUCCUAAAUAUAUAAUGUAUUUUAAAUUGUAUUUCAUCAGUCUUGGAAUGGCUCUGUCCUAAACCUUGUCUGGUUGGGGCUGUAUUUCCAUGAAGUUGUACACAGAUCCAUAAGCUGCAUCCCCAAGAAUGGAUGGUAUUACUUUCUACCAAAAAAAAAAGACACAAGUCUUGCAGAAAUACAUAUUUUUCAGAAAUAUUUAUUAAACUGUUAAAAUGAUUUACUGCCCAACCAAAAAAAAAAUAAACCAACCCAAAAAAUGUCAGUGAUCCUGCACUUGGCAGGCAGGAUUGUUACACCCCUAACCUGCCAGCAUCCUGGCCCCUUUUCUAAAAGCAGAUUUUCCUUGAAUAUUGACAAACAAUACACGACAGAUCUUCAGAUCUUUACAAGCUUCCCUCUGUGCCAUCCUGCCUGACAGCACUGGGGUGUGUGAAUGCAGCAUUGCAAAAUGAGAACGAGUGGUUAAUGCCAGCAGGUCAGGAGGGGCCGUGAGGGGUUGAGGUAAUGCUGCAGAGAUGUGGGGAAGGCUGUCCUGCCUCUGCAGUUGGUGUUGGCUGCAGAGCUGGCCUGACACAGCCCCAGGCUGGCCUGGAGAAUUCCUUUGUGCUGCUUAGGCUGGGUCUGUGCAGCUCCAUUAUCCCAGCUCGUUGCUCUCAGCUGAUUUCCAAAGGGAUCUGCUUACUCAGGCCCAGGUUCCUGCAUUGUUCCUGCUCACUGCAUCCCUUCUGAAUGAGCCACACGACUCGGGACAGACUCGAUGGGGUCAUCCACAAUUUCACUGCCUGAUGUGACUGGACUGCACUUUUUGUUUUCUUGUAUGGAAGUGAAGACAGAUCUUGGCAAUUUAAAUUACGACAGUCACCCCAUUUAAGAGCUGCCUUUCACAGGAGGGGAGAAGUGCUGCUGUUUUAAGGAUGUUACCAAAACAUCAGCAGGCAAAACCACAUCUACCCCACACCCAUGUUGGACUCUGAUCACCAUGUCCCAUAUAAGGCCACAUGUCCCCCCUGCCCCAAGCUCCAGUGACAC